Messenger RNA from Rotaria sp. Silwood2, 486 nucleotides. NCBI's taxonomy places the organism in Eukaryota, Metazoa, Rotifera, Eurotatoria, Philodinida, Philodinidae. The record is from the annotation of a GenBank genome assembly.
AUGAUAGAUUCAACUGUUUUAGAGUUAAAUCAAGACAAUACGAGUGGUCCAAAUGUUAUCGAAACAAUGCCAAGUGUUACAAGCAUCGAUAAAGAAAAUUUUAGUAGUAUCACUGAACUCAAUACAAAUUCAACUAGUGGAAGUUCCACUACAAACACUCCGACAGUUGAUAAUGGAACGCAUACGACAAGUUACACAAUAUCUACAACAAGUACAACAUCUACAAGAGGCACAACCUCUAUAACAAAUGCAACAUCUACAACAAGCACAACCUCUAUAACAAAUACAACAUCUGCAACAGGCACAACCUCUAUAACAAAUACAACAUUUGCAACAGGCACAACCUCUAUAACAAAUACAACAUCUACGGUAGGCAUAACAUCUUCAGCAAGUGAAACGACAACAUUCUUGGUAUACCAGUGUUACUUGGUAUUGGUGUUGGUAUUAUCUGGUAUUUCAAACGGGCAGGUGCAAAAAGCAGUAUAA